AUGCCGCAACAGCCUGAAAGCGCAGCUCGUACGAGAAUAUGUAAGGUGGACGAAGGGAUGAUCAGCAGGAAAAUCCGCGUUGCGGGGCGAAUCACAUCUUACAACGCGGACACGGGGCUAGCUGUUCUGCUGGACGGCAAGUUCGGGCUGCUCGUCGAUACAGAAUUGGCGCUGGACGAAUCGUCUGGCGAAUGGGCGACAGAACGCCUGUGCACUGUGAUGGUGAUCGGGCACGUGGAACGCACAGAGCAGUCAUUCGCAGCAGCAGCAGCGCCACCGCGGCUACCUGCGCACGCGUCUACAGUGCAGAUUGAUAUGAAACUUGUAUUACGAGCAAUCCUCAUAGUUAGAUCUCCAGAUUUGGACUUGAAGCUGUGGAACAGCGUGCUGGAAGAGGCAGAAAAAUGUCGCGGGGAAUCAGAAGACGUACAGUGA
This is a messenger RNA of Psilocybe cubensis, 435 nucleotides long. RefSeq lists its product as uncharacterized. The record is from RefSeq and is a predicted model, not a curated record. The coding region runs from base 1 to 435 and encodes 144 amino acids. The transcript has 3 exons. Lineage: Eukaryota; Fungi; Basidiomycota; Agaricomycetes; Agaricales; Agrocybaceae.